UCCGAGGGGCUGACAUAUAUAAAUGAGCCGGUUGCUGCAGUGCUCCGUCUAGGAUCUUCAGCCAGGACACUGGCGCAGACACGCACAGUGCUGAUCUCCCUCCAGCACCUCACCGAAUCCCCCAAACCAGGGCCAGACUAAAGCUUUGCCGAUCUCCUUCCCCGCACCCCGCCAGCACCAUGAGCCCGAGACUUCUCGCCGUCCUGCUGCUGGCUGUGCCAGCUAUCUCCCUUCCUGUGACAAAUGAAAUGAAUAAAGGGGACACUAAGGUGAUGAAGUGCAUCGUGGAGGUCAUCUCGGAUACUUUAUCAAAGCCAGACCCACUGCCGAUCAGUGAGGAAUGCCUAGAGACACUCAGAGGAGAUGAACGAAUCAUUUCUAUCCUUCGCCACCAAAAUUUACUGAAGGAACUUCAGGAAAUUGCUGCUCAAGGUGCCAGUGAGAGAACUCAGCAGCAAAAGAAAAACAGCGGCUUUGAAGAUGAACUUUCUGAAGUCCUUGAAAGUCAGAAUGAUGAGAACAAGCAAAGAGAUGUGGCACAACAGCGCUCUGAGGAGGAGCAGCCCACAGCAUCCCUGGCUGAGCUGGCAGCACAGAAAAGCCAGCAAAAGGAAAAUGUGAGAGAAGAAGGAAAAAAUAGCCUGGAGGUGAGGGAGUCCAGGCUGCAGGAUGGUGAGAAGGAUGACCAGGAUGAAGCAGAGAGUAACGAGAUCAAAGAUGCAGAGGAUGCCCAGGGAGAAGAAGCUUUGGACAAAGAUCUGGGUGAGGAUGAGCAACAGCAGCGAGGGGAAGGAGAGGAGCAGCGCAGAGGCCCCAGGAACAGCCUGGAGCUCGAGGAGAGAGAGCAGUCAUCCAGGCAGGGGCAGAGCAAGGAGGAGACAGCAGAGGAGCAUGUGGAGCAGGAGGACGAUGGAGAAGAUGCUCCUGGAGAAGAGGACCCUACUGAAGCAGAGAGGUUACUUGAUUUGGCUGAGGAGGACGGGGAGGCUGAGGAGAUGCAGGAAGAUGAUGGUAAUGACGAUGCUUUGGGAUUUGGCAAAGAUGAGCAGAGCUCUGAGGAGGAGGAAGAGCAGCCGCGUGUACUGAGACGAGGAAGGCAUCGCCUGGAAGAUGAGGGAAUGCAGGCAGAGGAUGACAUCUUCCAGUCCAGGGAUGCCAAAAGUGAGGAAAUGGAGGACGAGUCCUCCAGGGAGUGGGAAGACUCCAAGAGGUGGAACAAAAUGGAUGAGCUGGCCAAGCAGCUGACAUCAAAGAAGCGCAUGGAAGAAAAUGAUAGCGGAGAAGACCCAGACAGAUCCAUGAAAAUGACAUUCAGGUCCCACAAGUAUGACUUCAGUAGCCCAGAGGAAGAUGUGAGAAGGUUAUGGAAGCAUCACUCAAAGGAGGAGAGCAGUGAAGGAUUUCCGCUUGCUCCCAUGCCUGAAGAAAAGAAGGAUGAGGAAGGCAGUGCUAACAGGAGAACAGAGGACCAGGAGCUGGAGAGCCUGGCCGCCAUCGAGGCAGAGCUGGAGCGUGUGGCCCACAAGCUGCAUGAGCUGAGACGGGGCUGAAGGCUGCCACAGCUGCUCUCCACCAUGGUCUCCUUUCCUGGUCUCACGCCAAGUACGAUGAGCAGAAGCACCGCGCCUUGGACGCUGGCCCCAUGGGCGCCAGGCCCGCCUCCCUCGCAGUAGUGUUGUGCCCAUCACCGCUUCUUGCCCCCACGCAACUCUGUCCCCUACGGGUGUCCACCUGCCCCAUUGGGCCACCGUAGCCAAGAAGUGUGACCUACACCUGUACUUUCUCUCUUUUCUUUAUUUUUAUUUCCACCCCCCAGCUUCCCCAGCACCCCUUUCUGUUUUUUAAGACAGGAGAGCUCUCUAGGAGGUUCUCUUCCCACCGGUAGAUUCACUGGGUAAAACUGCAAUAACUUGUUACCUUUUGAUUAAAAGCUGAGAGCUCUGACUGUAAUAUAUUCUAUAUAAAAAAAUUAUCUAAGGAAAAAUAAAACCA
Messenger RNA from Coturnix japonica (Japanese quail), 1992 nucleotides. It is a transcript of the gene CHGA, whose product is annotated as chromogranin A. Gene Ontology annotation, cellular component: chromaffin granule. The record is from RefSeq and is a predicted model, not a curated record. NCBI's taxonomy places the organism in Eukaryota, Metazoa, Chordata, Aves, Galliformes, Phasianidae. Gene Ontology annotation, biological process: defense response to bacterium; negative regulation of catecholamine secretion; negative regulation of insulin secretion.